GUUAUGCAAUAGCGUUCACCUAAUCGAUUAUUUGGGAUGUGUAGUCAUGCGCUUCAACUUUGCCAGCGUUAAAGCAAAUGAGAAAACUACAUCUCCCGGCAGGCUUAGCGGCACAUUGCUUCACUAGUUACACAUUGAAUGUAGUUCGCUGUACUUGGAAAUCCGUUCAUGAUCCAGUUCAUUAAUAAAUAAAUAGUUGAGUGUCAUGGCGGAAUCCGCAGCGUGUCCUGCAUUCCAGCUCGGGAGACCCCGAUACGACCAGGGUUCGUUCUUUGGUCGACUGAGACACUUUGUAGACAUCAUUGACCCGAGCACUCUGUUUGUCUCAGAGAAACGGCUAAACGAAUGCAUCAAACUCCUCGAUGACUACAAACAUGGCUCACUCCCACCUGGAGUGUCUGACGUUCAGCUGUGGGAAGCACAGAAGAUCAAACAGGCCAUCAUUCAUCCUGACACAGGAGAGAAGAUCUUCAUGCCAUUUCGAAUGUCAGGUUAUGUACCAUUUGGAACACCAAUUGUCAUUGGCCUUCUUCUCCCAAAUCAGACUGUGGUGUCUACCAUUAUAUGGCAGUGGUUGAACCAGAGUCACAAUGCCUGUGUGAACUAUGCGAAUCGUAAUGCGACAAAGCCUACACCAACAUCCAAGUUUAUUCAAGGCUACGCAGGAGCUGUGACGAGUGCUGUAUCUAUUGCAGUGGGACUGAAUGUGCUGAUUCAGAAGGCCAAUAAAUUGAGUCCUGCCACCAGAAUGAUAAUACAGAGACUUGUCCCCUUUCCAGCUGUAGCUAGUGCAAACAUCUGUAACGUGGGCCUGAUGAGACACAAUGAGCUGUCCGAGGGCAUCGAUGUGCUUGACAACAACGGGAACAUUGUGGGAUCCUCCAGAAUUGCUGCGAGACAUGCAAUCAUGGAAACUGCCUUUACACGUGUGGUCCUCCCAAUGCCAAUCUUUGUCCUGCCCCCCAUCAUUAUGUCCUACCUCGAGAGGCUGCGAUUUCUGCAGAGCAACCGCAGGCUGUUGCUGCCCAUCCACAGCGUUGUGUGCCUGGUUACCUUUGGCCUCUCCUUACCCGUGGCCAUCAGUCUGUUCCCCCAGAUGUCUCAGAUCGAGGUGUCUUGCCUUGAGCCGGAGAUUGCCAUGGCAACAGAUUGCAAGGUGGUGACCUACAACAAAGGUUUAUGAUGGAUGGUGGUGGAGUGGGAGAGGAGAGCAAAGGGAGCCAGGAGGAAAAGGAGGCUGCAGUGUGAAUAGCUGUCAGGGAGUCUCAGCUGUAGGGUUCCUCCUGUCGACAGGUUUGGGAACUAUGUGCUGCAUUUUUAUCACAGGAAAGACUGCUUUUUAAACUGGUUUCUGCAUUUAUCAAGAUCCCAGCAGUUAUUAAAUCAUAGUUUUCUGAGAGGUUUUUUAUUCUGUCGUCUCCUUUUUAAGAGCUCUUUGUAUAGAAAUGCUGAUUUAUUCUCUGCAAAGUCAGAUUUAGCAUCAGUUCAUUAUUUAAUGCUGUAUAAAUAAGUGUUCCCUACAGAUAUGCUAUUCUUUGUUGGUCCGACCGAGUACAGUUCUUCUCACUGCGUCAUCCCUAACUUUGUCCGUCUGUGACUGGGGGACUGUGUAUGCCGUGCAGAGCCAGUUUGUUUGAGCUUUUUGGUUUGAAACUGCUGCAAAUGAACCAAAACAGUAAAAAUAUUCCUUCACUCUGUUUUGAAUCUUGGGACAAACAUUUGUAAAAUAUAUUGAAAGCAAAUGCAGUAUUGAUUAUAUGAGAGGAAAUCAGCCCAAGGAGAGAUGAACGUGUAUAAGCUUAUGAAUCCAAAAAUCGUUGGACAAACAGCGACGUGUAUGUCCAGAGACUGUUCUGUGCACUGCUAUUAAGCUGUAGCCACUUAAUAGCAGUACAAAGACCAGUGUGCACAAUUUCCACAGCCAUUAAUAAAGAAGAGCACACAGGUACCUAACUUCUUUAGUGGUGCAUGCAUGCAUAAAGAGCAGCACCAUAAUCCAAUAAAGUUAAAAAAGUUAAAGAAAUGUUGCAGAUGAAAGGUUUUCCCUGCCUGAAAGGAGGAAUUAGAUUUAUUUCUAAAAAAGGAACCUUAAUUUAAAUUAAGUGAUGUUUAUUCACAGUCCUGAGUUGCUUGCGCUGUGAUCAGAUUUUAGUUAGAUUUUUAAGAGAUUUGCUGCAGCAACCUCCUAAUUACAGCCCUCAUAUGGGAAACACAGUUCUCACAGUGCCCAUGCUGAGCCACAUAUAUUUAAAACAUUUUUAUUGUUUACUGACAGUAAGGAAUAUGGCCAUGCAGAAUAAGUCUUUUAUAUUGGAUAAGACAAAACCCGAUACCAAUAUAUUAGGAUCAUUAUGAGCCUCUUAAUAUAAAAUGUAUUUAUUUUUCCUUGUACUGGCUCCUAUCCAUCUGAUGACUCUGUGGAGGUAGAGGCAAAUAUAAAAUUAUAUAUAUAUAAAAUAUAAAACUACAAGUAGUAAGUAUUUUUCAUCAGGUUCAUUAAAGACAUAAAUCUACUGUAUUGUGGCUGUGACAUGUAGUGAGUGAGAUGAAAACAUCUUCUGAACUGCAGCUGAUAAUAAUCUGAUUAUGGAGAUGGAAAGGAGUCAGCUGCAUGCAAACUAAGUUGUUGAGUGAGACUCACUCGGACGAGGGAAACUUUCACUAUGAAACAAUGUAAAAACGUGAAGCUCCUGUUAAGUAGCUGCACUCUCGAUGUCUUAUUGUUUAUACAAGUUUUAAACUGGCAGUUGAUACAUGCCAGUGAUUUUAACCCACACAAUGUGAAAGAACUGCUAAAACAUGGCAUUACAUUUUCUUGUAUGAAGGUCAUUUUGCUCCAUUACUGACUGUUGUCAAGUUACUGUUUUAUUAUUAAAGAAUUGCUUCUUUUGUACACAAUUUGAAAUAGAACCAUAACAUAUACUACACAACUGACUGUUUUUAAUUCUUUGUGUAAAACUUCCACUGAUACUAUUGCAAAUGUUUGCCAGUCAAACAAUGUAAACCUGAUAUUAUUUUACUAUAUAGCCUGUA
This is a messenger RNA of Maylandia zebra (zebra mbuna), 3033 nucleotides long. RefSeq names its product sideroflexin 5b (gene sfxn5b). Gene Ontology annotation, cellular component: mitochondrial inner membrane. Lineage: Eukaryota; Metazoa; Chordata; Actinopteri; Cichliformes; Cichlidae. Gene Ontology annotation, molecular function: citrate transmembrane transporter activity; monoatomic ion transmembrane transporter activity. The record is from RefSeq and is a predicted model, not a curated record. Gene Ontology annotation, biological process: monoatomic ion transport; mitochondrial transmembrane transport; citrate transport.